AUGAAAACUGAUGCUUUAAACCAUGCUCUUUCGAAUCUGUCUUCCAUUCGACUCUCGGGUGAGCAGACCUUAGAGGUAUCGGAGAAAGAUUCGGAUUAUGCUAAUCGGGGCUAUUGCCUUUGUGAUUCGUGCUCUUUCUUGACUACAAAGGAAAGAUUGACAUUUCGCUUCUUGUUUUGGGGUAUCUUGUGCCCUAUAAUAUGGAUAUCUAAUAUUUUCAUAAUGUUGUUUGGGCUUUUCUGGAAACAUCAUGUACCACUCAGAUCUGACAGUUUUAUACAAAUAUUUGACCAGAAAAUCAAGGUUGCAAAAGAUAAGCAUACUAUAUCUGAACUACUUGAUCAAAUACACCUCAAGUGUCACAGAAGGUUGCGACAAAGAGUUUGGUCUAGAAUAUGGUACUCCACGGGUGCCUUUUUAAUUUAUCUGAUCAUUAUCGCAAUUAUAGUAUACGGUGCUCUUCUUUUACCCCAUAAGGAUAAGAAACUGGCUUCAUCACUCAAUCAAACUAGUUAA
This is a messenger RNA of Priceomyces carsonii, 516 nucleotides long. It is a transcript of the gene ASG7, whose product is annotated as Asg7p. Bases 1 to 516 code for a protein of 171 amino acids. The record is from RefSeq and is a predicted model, not a curated record. The transcript has a single exon. NCBI's taxonomy places the organism in Eukaryota, Fungi, Ascomycota, Pichiomycetes, Serinales, Debaryomycetaceae.